AUGUACGAAAGUCCACGAAGCUCGAUUAACGUCCAAGGAGUAUGGUCAGAGAGCCAAGAAGAGUUACACGAGAUGCAACCGGUGUCUCCCGUAGAUACCAGCCAUCGCGCUGGUAAGAAGAAAAAGAAAAAGAGGAAGACACAAACAGGCGGUAAACGUUCCGUUUCUGCCCCUCAGUUAAGCACCGAGGAGCCCUCUGAAACCGAAAAUCUACUAGGCGACUGCAGUCAAAAAAGCAAUGACGAACCGAUAGUUAGGGGAAUAUUUCAGAUAGGGAAACGGAGCCAUGAUGUAGUUCUAACUACAUCGCGGGUUACAUGGACUCCCAUCCAACCCGAGACCCCUACAGCAUCCAGAGACUAAAAGCUGAAGGCGGGCUUCGUGGAGGUGAAGGACGUGUUUGCGGUGAAGGUGAAGCGGCGGCGGACGGUGGGUCAGCAGAGCGGGGGCACCCUACUGGGCAUCACCCUCUUCUACUGCCGACGCAAGGGCGCCAAGCUCAAGGACCGCGAGACCCACCUCAACAACCUGAGCGUGGACCACUGCGAGAUCUGGUUCAAGCACCUCAAGGCCUUGCUCAAUGGGUUCCGUGAGCGGCCCAAGGCGCUGAAGGUCUUUGUGAACCCCAUGAGCCAUAAGAAGGAGGCCCUGCGGGUCUACAUGGACGAGGUGGCACCACUCUUCAAGCUCGCCGACAUCGACGCCGACAUCACCAUCACGGAGAAGAAGGGCCACGCGCUGUCCGUCCUGACGGAGUGCAGGCUGGACCACUACGACGGAGUGGUGGUGGUUGGGGGGGACGGCUCGGUGGCUGAAGUGGCCCACGGGUUGCUGCUGCGGGCCCAGAUGGACGCUGGAAGGGACACAGACUCCAUCUUCACGCCUGUCCAAGCAGCACUUCCUCUCGGCGUAAUACCAGCAGGCUCCACUGACAUUGUGUCCUGCUCUGUCCACGGAGUCAGACAUCCGGUCACUGCCGCCCUGCACAUCAUCAUGGGACACCGGCAGCCUGUGGAUGUGUGCAGCUUCAGCUCGCUGGGCCGGCUGCUGCGCUUUGGCUUCUCCGCCAUGUUUGGCUUCGGCGGGCACACGCUGGCGUUCGCCGAGAGGCAUCGCUGGAUGCCCCCUAGCCAGCGGCGGGAGCUCGCUCUGAUCAAAACGCUGGCAAACCUCAAACCUGAAGACUGUGAGUUGUCCUUCCAGCCGGUGAAGCCUGGCGCUGACGAACCUCAGGAGCGCACAAAAACGGGUUCCAGGAAAGACGUCAGAGAUAAUGAUGGUCCGUCCUGGCAAACCACUCAGGGCCUGUUCCUGAACAUCAGCAUCAUGGCCAUCCCCUGCCUGUGCUCCAUGGCACCCAGAGGUCUGGCUCCCAACACCAGGCUGAACAAUGGCAGCAUGGCCUUGAUAAUGGUGGGGAACACCUCCAGAUCAGAGUUCGUCAAGCACCUGAAGAGAUACAACAGCAUAAACAAUCAGUUCAGCUUCUCAUUCGUGGAGACGCAUACCGUCAAGGCGGUGAAGCUCCGUCCCAGAACCCAGGGCCGCUGGACGGACGAGGUGUCCGAGGAGAACGAGGAGGUGGACUCCAAGAGCGCCCCCAUCAUCUCCUCCGAGGGCUCGUGCCCCUGGAACGUGGACGGGGAUCUGCUGGAGGCCCCCUCUGAGCUCUACAUCAGGGUCCACCCAGAGCUCUUAACACUGUUUGGAGUGAACCUGGAGGAAGCAGAGGAGUCUCCAAUAAAGUGCAGCUGCAUUUGA
Sardina pilchardus (European sardine) is the source of this 1761-nucleotide messenger RNA. It is a transcript of the gene cerkl, whose product is annotated as ceramide kinase-like. Gene Ontology annotation, biological process: phosphorylation; sphingolipid metabolic process. NCBI's taxonomy places the organism in Eukaryota, Metazoa, Chordata, Actinopteri, Clupeiformes, Clupeidae. Gene Ontology annotation, molecular function: lipid kinase activity. The record is from RefSeq and is a predicted model, not a curated record. The transcript has 14 exons.